Messenger RNA from Argentina anserina (silverweed cinquefoil), 1487 nucleotides. RefSeq names its product probable purine permease 11. Gene Ontology annotation, cellular component: membrane. The transcript has 2 exons. Gene Ontology annotation, molecular function: purine nucleoside transmembrane transporter activity. The record is from RefSeq and is a predicted model, not a curated record. Bases 239 to 1333 code for a protein of 364 amino acids. NCBI's taxonomy places the organism in Eukaryota, Viridiplantae, Streptophyta, Magnoliopsida, Rosales, Rosaceae.
UCUGAUUCUAGUGAUUCUAUCUAAGAUUCGCAAGAACACAAUGACAGUUAAAAAAAAAACUUAGGGAUAACUGGAUAAGUUGCAGAACAGUAGUUUGGAAUUUGGGUUAACAGUAAGUACCCACUUGCGAGAGAUUGUUGCGCAUGUAUAAAUAUUGGGUCAGCGAUUACUGUACUGCUGAUACCCACUUUGAGAGUCUUUGCUCUUGUUCUGUCUCACGCCAAAGUUGAACAAAACAAUGCCAGAUAGCCAAGAAGCCAUCCCUUCCAAAAAUGAGACUGUCAUGGACCCAACAUUAUUGGUUAAACUUGGCCGCUGGCAAUGGUGGUUUUUGGUGGCCAUCAAUAUAUUCUUCCUCCUUGUUGGGCAGGCUGCUGCUGUGUUACUCGGAAGGUUUUAUUAUGACCAGGGUGGUAACAGUAAGUGGAUGGCUACUUUUGUGCAAACUGCUGCUUUUCCGGUCCUUGUUAUCCCACUUUAUUUUCUUCCUUCUCAGAAAGACGAUCAAUCAACUUCUUCAACUUCACCUUCCCUUCUAGUUAUUGCCUUGAUUUACGUCUUUCUUGGACUGGUCAUUGCUGGUGACAACUGGUUGUAUUCAACUGGACUCUUGUACCUAUCUGCCUCUACUUACUCCAUCAUAUCUUCAACUCAAUUAGCUUCCAAUGCAAUCUUCUCUUACUUCAUUAAUUCUCAGAAGUUCAGUGCAUUGAUUUUCAAUUCAGUGGUCAUCUUGUCAUUGUCUGUGGCUCUUAUUGGUGUGAAUGAUGACUCUGAUGGACCUGCAGGGGUAUCAACACAGAAACGUAUCAUUGGCUUUAUCUGUACCCUUGCUGCUUCUGCAGUUUACUCCCUUCUACUUUCCCUCAUGCAGCUUACUUUCCAGAAGGUUCUAAAAAAGGAAACUUUCUCUGUGGUUUUGCAAAUGCAAAUUUUUACAGCACUUGUUGCGAGUUGUGCUUCACUUGUGGGUCUUUUUGCAAGUGGGGAAUGGAAGACUAUACAUGGUGAGAUGGAUAGUUUUGGUAAGGGAAGGGUUUCAUAUGUGAUGACUUUGGUGUGGACAGCUGUUGCCUGGCAAGUUUGUUCCGUUGGUGUGGUGGGUUUAAUUUUCGUGGUAUCUUCUCUUUUCUCAAACGUAAUUAGUACUCUUUCUUUGGCUGUAACUCCUAUAGCUGCGGUGAUAGCUUUCCAUGACAAGAUGAAUGGUGUUAAGAUAAUUGCUAUGCUAAUGGCAAUCUGGGGUUCUGCUUCUUAUAUUUAUCAAAACUACCUCGAUGAUGCUAAGGCAAGAAGAGCAGUGGAUGAUGUUAGUGAAUUGCACAAUGCGUGAGUAUCAGUGAUAGGAAUAUACAAAUUUCUUGUGUCCCUAGGAUUAUUUACAGAUGCUGUACUUGCCUUUAUUUGAUACCAUUUUUUUACAUUUUAGCAUACUGUUUGUACUGACAUUGGUUAAAGGAGUAUAUUAAUGUCAUUGAAUUACUAAU